Molecule: messenger RNA, 1642 nt
Organism: Mangifera indica (mango)
Lineage: Eukaryota; Viridiplantae; Streptophyta; Magnoliopsida; Sapindales; Anacardiaceae
Product: probable methyltransferase At1g29790
Exons: 1
Coding region: 113-1369 (418 amino acids)
Molecular function (GO): methyltransferase activity
Source: RefSeq, a predicted model, not a curated record
AAAAAUCUCCACUUGCCCCACUUCACAAACUUAUUUUCAAUACCCUUCACUCAUUCUCUCACUUGAAUUAGGCUCACAGUCUCACACAUUGGCAGAACCAGAGAAGGGUAAGAUGGGUUCAGUUUCACUGAAAAUAGGAGAUGGAACAGCUAGAUUCAGGAGAGCAACAGCAUGUUCAUCAGCGCUUAACAUUCUCAUGCUUUUCUCUGUUAUUACCACUAAUCUUUUUGCUUUAUACGCCUUCACAUCGUCCUCCAAAGGCAACCAAAACCACCCUCAUCUUCACCACCACAGGAACAUCUCUUUGAUCUCUGAACAUGUGUCUCUCAUCCUUAAAGAGAUAGACUCAUCUCAAAAGAAACUUGCCAAGAUGGAAAAAGAGCUUUUAGGAUAUGAUACCAUUGAUCUUUCAAGACCCAAUAUUGCGAAGGAGCUCAAAUUGUUUCUCCAACACCACCAGCUUCCUCUUGGUAAAGAUUCAAAAACAGGGAUCACUGAAAUGGUAGCAUCUGUUGGGCAUACCUGUGAGAAAUCUGCUGAUUUGUUGACUCAGUAUAUGAGUUACAAGAUAUCUGGGCCUUGUCCAGAUGAUUGGAGCCUUGGUCAGAAGCUGAUUUUGCGUGGAUGCGAGCCUUUGCCCAGAAGGAGAUGCUUUGCCAAGUCUAUCCCUAAGGUGGGUCUUCAGUCUUUCCCUACUUCUCUUUGGAAACCUGUUAGUAAUAAAACUGUUAUUUGGAGUGGUCUUGGUUGUAAGAGUUUUAGUUGCUUGAAUAGUAAGGUGUUGAGUAGAGAAUGUGUUGGUUGUUUUGAUUUGGUUAAUGGGUAUGAGAAUCAAAGAUAUGUUAAGGCUAGAAGCAAGAAUGAUUUUCUUAUUAGUGAUGUAUUAGGUUUGGGAAGUGGAGGAAUUAGAAUAGGGUUUGAUAUUGGAGGUGGAUCUGGCACCUUUGCUGCUAGAAUGGCAGAGAGAAAUGUGACUGUGAUCACAAAUACAUUGAAUAUUGAUGCUCCAUAUAGUGAAUUCAUUGCUGCAAGAGGGCUGUUUCCCUUGUAUUUGAGUUUGGAUCAUAGGUUCCCCUUCUAUGAUAACGUGUUUGAUCUUGUUCACGCAUCAAGUGGAUUAGAUGUUGGAGCUAAACCUGAGAAAUUGGAGUUCUUAAUGUUUGAUCUCGACCGGAUUCUAAGGGCCGGUGGGUUGUUUUGGUUGGAUAACUUCUAUUGUGCCAAUGAUGAGAAGAAGAGGACAUUAACGCGUUUGAUAGAGCGAUUCGGGUAUAAAAAACUGAAGUGGGUUGUGGGGGAAAAGGCAGAUAAUGGCAAAUCUGAAGUAUAUCUAUCUGCUGUUCUACAAAAGCCAGUGAGAGUGUCAUGAGACUGUGAUAAGGUAAGCAUACUGUUUGAGGUUUUUAGCCUUAUUAUAGUUGCAACAGAAUUUGUCGUUGAUUGACUCAAAGAUCCUCAUAAAAUUCAUUUGAAUGUAGAAUAAGUGUUUCCAUUGUUUCUUUUCCCCCAAACAGAGGGGAUGAUAAUCUGUUCUAUAGUUGAAAAAUGUUUUAUCUAUUGUUUUGUAAUUUAGGUGAUAACAAUUAUUUAAGUUAUCUGGACAAUGUAAUGUUGUUAAAUAAGUUGUUUAUAUUUUACGUCA